This is a messenger RNA of Xenopus tropicalis (tropical clawed frog), 766 nucleotides long. It is a transcript of the gene erh, whose product is annotated as ERH, mRNA splicing and mitosis factor. NCBI's taxonomy places the organism in Eukaryota, Metazoa, Chordata, Amphibia, Anura, Pipidae. The record is from RefSeq and is a predicted model, not a curated record. The transcript has 4 exons. Bases 106 to 420 code for a protein of 104 amino acids.
UGAUACCUGGAGCGUUUAAAUCUAACUACUUCCGCCGGAAACACGACUUUCCAUUUCCUGCUUGCUGCUUCGGGUGCUAAGUUGCGGUGUGUAGAAAGCGCAGAUAUGUCUCACACAAUCCUACUCGUACAGCCCACCAAGAGACCCGAGGGCCGGACCUAUGCAGACUACGAGUCGGUGAAUGAAUGCAUGGAAGGGGUUUGCAAGAUGUAUGAAGAGCAUCUGAAGAGAAUGAACCCCAACAGCCCAUCCAUCACGUAUGAUAUCAGCCAGCUGUUUGACUUCAUUGAUGACCUGGCAGAUCUUAGCUGUCUGGUGUAUCGCGCAGACACUCAAACAUAUCAACCUUACAACAAAGACUGGAUAAAAGAGAAGAUCUACGUGCUCCUACGCCGACAGGCCCAGCAAGCAGGAAAAUAAGCCGAAUGUUUUAAAGAUGAAAGUAGUGGGAGUUUUGUUUUGUAUUAUAGUGGUUUGUCUUUUGUUUGAACUAUAGGGGCCUUGAGUGAUUUAGACCAAUGUUGGAUGUUAUAUGUAUAAUGCUUUUUUUUCUAUAAAAGAAAUAUUGAAUCAUAUUUGAAUCAGCAAAGACCAAGAAGCAGAGCCUGCCUGGUGGAAACAUUAACCAGUCAGGCCCCAACUACUGUAUUCUGCACACUAUAGUGUGACUGGUGGUCUGCACAGUGCAUUCACAGACACUCUUUUGGCAGGAUAAACCAUGCCCUAAAAUUUUAGUGGAAAAAAUAAAUGCUUGAAUAGAUUCUUA